GUCACCCCAGUGUAUGAGGAGUGGACAACAAUUGAUUGGUACCAGUUUUUAUGCUUAUGGGAGAAGCUGCCUGCCUCAAUGAAACGUGUGGCUGAGCUGGUGGGGAUUGAAGAAGGCUUUCUGGCUCGCUCUGUAAAGGGCAAAAUCAUAGCUAAAACAGAGAAACAGCAUAGACAAAUGGCCAUCCACAAAAGGUUUUUCACCAGUCUUGCCCUUCUAGAUUUAAUCAGUGAGGUUCCCUUAAAGGAUAUGACCAAGAAAUAUGGCUGUAAUCGUGGCCAGCUUCAAUCCUUGCAGCAGUCUGCUGCCACUUAUGCAGGAAUGGUAACGGUUUUCUGUAAUCGACUGGGCUGGCACAACAUGGAGCUGCUGCUCUCUCAGUUCCAGAGCCGCCUCACUUUUGGGGUUCAUAGGGAGCUUUGUGACCUGGUACGAGUGUCUCUGCUGAAUGCACAGCGUGCUAGGACACUUUACAACGCUGGCUUUGUCACAGUGGCUGAUCUUGCUAAAGCCAGUCCUGAUGAUGUGGCAACUGCUCUGAAGAAUUCAGUACCGUUCAAAAGCGUUCGUAGAGCUGUGGAUGAAGAUGAAGAAUCAGCAGCGGAGCGUCGGACUGUGCGCAGCAUCUGGAUCGCUGGAAUGAAAAACUUAAACGAAAGAGAAGCAGCUUCACUCAUUGUGGAGGAAGCCAGGGGACUUCUCCAACAGGAUUUGGCACUGAUGGGAGUGCAGUGGAACCCAGAGUCUUUUCUAGAGUCUGAUACAUCCUCUAUGAUCACCAGUGAGUCAGAACUGGAAGACAGACUACAUAGGUCAAAUGGAAAGCAGUCUUCUAGGGUGUUAAACAAAAAGGGAAGCAGAGCUCAACAUUGUAAUGGCCUUGGUUUGCAGACUGGAAACUUAUCAAAUAUUAAAAAGGGAUAUAAAAGGCAACUAAGCAGUAGUACAGAAAACUUCAGAUUUGAGAGAGAAGUCCCAAGCAGGAAACAGGCUCGAGGAGAGGAAGGCAAUGAUGAUACUGUGUACAGUGCUAGAAGAUGGCCAAAUACAUGCAGAGAUAAUGAAAACGUGGAAGGAAUUUCUCUGGUCAAUUCCAGGAGAACAAUUUCAGAACUCCCUACUGAACAAGAAAAAACACAAACAUUGAAAACAAAGUCUUCAGCCUCUAGACUGAUAAAAAGUACGGACAUGCAUUUAAACCGGACUAGGAACAAAAAUACUGCUUCAAAACUGCAGAGAUCACUUCUUGAAGAUUCAAAUACGCUUAUAGCCACAGAAAAACCACCUGCUUUCCACCCCACCAUCUGUAAAGAUGGAUUUUUUUCAGACCAAAAUAAUAAGGAAUUUACAGAAACAGGGUCUGUAACUCACAAAGUCUCAAGUUCUGUACAGAUGUGGGAAUUUAAUCUUGAGAGGAAGGAUAAAAUGAAAGGAUUAUUUACAGAGUCUACCACGACUAAUAAAGGCAUGCCCAAGGGGAGAGUGUGUUUUCAGUCACCUGUUGCAUUACAGGGUACUCCACACAUCAACGUGGAGACUCAUAAUAUUGUAGAAAGUGUGGUGAUACCUGCUAGUGCUAGGACACAGAGAAAUGAAAAUACUAAUGAUAAACGGAAUAAAAUUAAUAAAACACAAACAGAUGCGAGCUGUGCUGAGAUGAUGACGGGUAAGCAGCAGAUGGCUUUAGAUACGGGUCACUGUAAUGUAGCUGCUAGCUGCUCUGGAAGCAGACUUGUCCAUAGUGGCAGCAGGAUACAGAAGCCUGUGCAUUUUCGUCCUGGUGAGGAUAAAUCCUGCCAUAUUCAGAUUCAGAAUGGUGGAAAAAAUGAGAGCGAAAAGCUUAAUGGGAUACUGUUACAAGCUGGAGCACUGCAGAAAGCCGACAGUCAUCCUAAGGAUUUUCUGAAAGACUCUCUAAUAAAAUCCAGGGGUGUUUGCAAUGCACGUGAUGUUCAGAAUGGUCCAUGCUCUGAACUGUUUUCUCACUCUAGGAACUUUGAAGACAGCUUCCAGUUGGAUACUCAAACUGAGAUGAUAAUAAAACAGGAAGGAGCAGCUAAAAUCACAGGACAGCAGGGAGUACAAAGUUUAGAGCUGGCAGCGAUACCGCAGCAGGAAAUCUCCAAGAGACAAAGCACUUCACGGACCAAGAAUGCUACUGACGAAAGGCCAGCUGCAACAGUUAGGAAUCUGGGCUUAUCGAGUCUUAACGCAACAAAUAACACUACCAAAAGCACAUCUCAGCACUGCAGUAAUAAAGUUUUGGAGUCUAGAGGCCUUAAUUUACAGCCCGUAAUGAAGGAAAUAGAAUCUACACGUUGCCUUAAAGAAAGCGAUUUCUCAGUGACCGACUCCCAGCUACACAGUUUUCUACAAGAUUACCAGACCCAAAAUUCAGUGAAAGGAGGGGAGACUGUGUCUAAAGACCUUAAUAAAGCAACCUCCCCUUUUGGUAGGGAGCACAUUGUACAAGUAGAAUGCCACCCUGUCCCUGAAACAAGCCUGAAUAUGAGUGAUAGCUUGCUGUUUGAUGAUAGCUUCAGUAACGUUGGUGACCUCAUGGAAGUUGACAGAAAGGAAUCUGUGGAGAAGCAAGAGGCUUUGCUUCCUCCAGAAGGUCUUUUGCAGAACCUAAGGCCUGUUCAGAGUAAGUUGGAUGUCAGUGACAAUCAGAAAGAGCAUGAGGACACUGCACAGCCUAACAAUGUGUCUCUAGCAUUCUCUGAUCUAAUAGCUGAAGUUUUAGAUCAUGCAAACUCCCCGUCUUUUCUGGAAGAUCUUCCUUCUACAUUUCGUGGUCAGCCAGGAUUCAGAAACCCAGUGAUUUGUAACAAUGACCCCAGACCAAAGGAUUUAGUAGGAGAUCAAGGUGAAAAGCUCCAGAGAAGCCUGCAAGCUUUAGACAAGACAACCCGUCCUGUGGUGUGGACUGACCGCUCCUUUGAACUAAGCCCAGGAUUGCAGGAUGUAUUAGACAAAUGGCCUAGACCCUCAAGCACUGAACCAGUUUCAGUAAGCUCCUGUUUGAAAGAAAAGUUAGUUGCUUCUAUUACUAAUCAAGAGCUAGAUCCAAUUUUUGAAACUGACCGUUGUCAGCCAAAGCCUUUGCCCACUUGCCAGGAUUUAAAAAGCUGUUUCAAGAUUAAAGAAAAUGAAACACAAGACUUGGAUCUUGUGCAGAAAACAGACUGCAUAACACUUCCACUGAAGGGAAGCAACAAAAUACCCUGUCCUGCACUAGAUGGUAAUAACGGGUUUAUUCCUCCAACACCCCCCAAAGAGCUUUUUCCAAAGAGUUCUGCUUCUCUCUCUGUGAAAUCUGCAAGGAAGGGACAAGUCACCUGCAUGAACGAAGAGUGGCUGAUUCAGCUGCAGCAGAAUAGUGAGGGCAAUGCAGAGCAGCAGGUAAAAACACUCCAGGUCAAUCCUGGAAUUGUAGACCCAGUUGAGACUGAUGAGGGAAAAGAUGAUUCCACUAUAGACCAAGGCUUUUCACUGCAGCUGUCUCAGGAUGCUUUUCCACUCGUUCCCUUAAGUGCUGAAAAUUUCACUAUUAUUGAUGUAGCAAGCGACAAAGCACUUUUCCAGACUUUUGUUGCAGAAUGGAAGGAGAAAAGCAGAUUCUCCAUCGCAGUGGCAUGCGAAAGAGCAAAAUGUCUUCUGUCUCCCAAAUCAACCAUUGGUGGCAAAUUCCAGAAAGUAACUUCUCCUCAGUGGAUGCAAGUUAAAGAUGAUGGAUUUCCUGUCCAGGGCUGCGAAGACAUCUUGGUGGUUGGACUGGCAGUAUGUUGGGGUGGAAAAGAUGCCUACUAUAUCUCUUUGCAGCAGAUACAAGACCAGACUGAAAUCAGUAUGAGUCUGGCACCUCCACCUUUGGACAAAAACCUAUCUGUAACAGAGAGACUGUAUCAUCUGCAGCUGUACCUGCAGAAGAAGCCCAAGCAGGAGCGCUCACUUGUCAUGUAUAACUUCAUUCAGCACUACAAGACUCUGGUAAUGGCUUGUGGCAUCUCCUUGGAAGGAAGUUUCGAGGACCCAAAGGUUGCAUGUUGGCUGCUUGAUUCUGGCUCUAAGGAACGUACACUUCACAACAUGGUGACUAACUUUCUCCCCAGUGAGCUACCUCUACUGGAAGGGGUAGGCACCGGCCAAGGGGUGCAGAGCCUGGGGCUUAGUGCCAGCAGAGAUCAUUCUGGGCGGUACAGAGCAGCAGUAGAGUCUGUGCUUGUCUUCAGUGUCAUGAAUGAACUCCAUAAUGAAUUACAGAAGGAAAAUCUGACAGAUGUGUUUUCUAAAGUGGAGAUGCCCACUCAUUAUUGCUUGGCUCUACUGGAGCUGAAUGGCAUUGGUUUUAGCACAGCAGCCUAUGAAACCCAGAAACAGGUCAUGCAAGCUAAACUGAGCGAGAUUGAGACCAAGGCGUAUCAGCUGGCAGGCCACAGCUUCUCCUUGACCAGCCCUGAUGACAUUGCAGAG
This is a messenger RNA of Tauraco erythrolophus (red-crested turaco), 4476 nucleotides long. The record is from RefSeq and is a predicted model, not a curated record. Lineage: Eukaryota; Metazoa; Chordata; Aves; Musophagiformes; Musophagidae.